Messenger RNA from Triticum aestivum (bread wheat), 802 nucleotides. Its product is annotated as BTB/POZ and MATH domain-containing protein 5-like. Gene Ontology annotation, biological process: protein ubiquitination. Gene Ontology annotation, molecular function: protein binding. Lineage: Eukaryota; Viridiplantae; Streptophyta; Magnoliopsida; Poales; Poaceae. The record is from RefSeq and is a predicted model, not a curated record. The coding region runs from base 48 to 614 and encodes 188 amino acids. The transcript has a single exon.
CACAUCGCCCAAGUGCUAGUCGCCUAGCCCACCAUAUUGCAGGAAUCAUGUCCUUCGCCGGCGUAUCCGUCGUUGCCGAUGGCAAGCUGCUGCAGCCAUCCGCGGCGUCGGCCAUGUCCUACUCCGGCACGGCCAGCGGCAGAGGGUGUCACCUGCUUGUGGUCGAAGGUUACUCCCGCGUCAAGGACCUGCCCACUGGAGAAAAAAUCAUGGGUCGCUCUUUCAGAGCCGGAGGAUACCAAUGGGCUCUGAUGCUAUGUCCCCAUGGUUGCCUGGGGGAUGGCAGUUCCAUGUGCGUUUAUCUUGCCCUUGGCCAGCAGGUUGCGCAGCCAGUGAAGGUGCAUCUCCAAUUUAGUUUCAUGGAUGGGUUUGACAAGCAAGAGCCUGCAUGCAUUCGUGCAAUUAAAACAUGCGACUUCUCUAACACCUACAAAGUCCGGGGUGAACAUCAUUUCAUGAAAGGAAAGGACCUUGAGCAGUCUGGGCAUCUCAAGGAAGAUUGUCUCAUCAUCCGGUGCGAUUUUAUCAUCGCUGAAGCUGCCGAUGCUCCUCCAUUCGUUAAGGUGCCGCCAUCUAAUACUCCCACCAUUCCUAAAUGUAAUGCGCAUAGAUAACAGCCCACAUACCAAUGCAUGUGCUAGCGAUAAGUUUUGGACGAGAAAGCCCCAAUCGUUCUGUUCGAGGUUCCAUGCCAGUAGAAUAGAAAAUUAGAGAGAAACUACGGCACCCUCGAGUCAUCUGGGUCUGUCCCAUCUGAUGUGUACGAGAACAAAUAAACAAGGGAGGGAGGCUCUGCGUUUGA